Molecule: messenger RNA, 1874 nt
Organism: Amborella trichopoda
Lineage: Eukaryota; Viridiplantae; Streptophyta; Magnoliopsida; Amborellales; Amborellaceae
Source: RefSeq, a predicted model, not a curated record
AGAGAUGGUUAUUUGAUUGUUGUUGUUCAGGUUGCAUCGGAGCUCAAGUCCCUGUCUCGCAUUUCAGGGCCCAUGCUCUUGACAGGCCUCUUACUCUACUCACGCUCUAUCAUCUCCAUGCUCUUCUUGGGCCGCCUCGGCCACCUCCCCUUGGCCGCGGGCUCUCUCUCUCUCGCCUUCGCGAACAUCUCUGCCUUCUCUCUCCUCUCCGGCCUCGCCCUCGGCACCGAGCCCCUCGCCUCCCAAGCCUUUGGCGCCCUCCAACUGCCCCUCCUCUCUCUCACUCUCCACCGCUCCAUUCUCCUCCUCCUCACCACCUCCAUCCCCAUCUCCAUUUUGUGGCUGAAUUCUCGCCCGCUUCUGCUAUUCGCGUGCAAAGAUGUCGAAUUGGCGGACGCUGCUCAUCAAUUUCUCGUGUUUCUGAUCCCCACGAUCGUCGCUCAUUCGCUAUUGCAUCCGCUACGCGUGUUCCUGCGCGCUCAGGGGAGGACGGCGCCCCUCGCUAGGGCGGCGCUGCUGGCUGCGGCGGCACACCCUGCAAUCGCGCAGGUACUCUUGCCACGGCUCGGCCUGCGUGGAGUGGCACUAGCCGCGGCGCUUGCCGACUUCGUCCUCGUCUUUGCUCUGCUCCCAGAAGCCCUUAAGUCACCGGCAUGGGCCCCACCACCAUCCGCCCGGGCCGCUCUGCGCUGCUGGCGGCCGCUGCUCUCACUGGCAUUACCUACAUGCGCAUCGGUCUGCUUGGAGUGGUGGUGGUACGAGCUGAUGAUACUCCUCUGCGGCCUCCUCCAUAACCCCAAAGCCAAUUUAGCAUCCAUGGGGAUCCUCAUCCAAAUUACUUCUCUGGUUUACAUCUUCCCCUCCGGUUUAAGCCUCGGCGUAUCGAUUCGAGUCGGCAACGAGCUCGGAGCCAAUCGCCCAGCGAAAGCCCGAGCCGCGAUGAUCGUGUCCCUCUAUCUCUCCCUAUUUCUCGGUCUCUUAGCCAUGGCUUUCGCCUUUCUGGUGAGGUUCAAAUGGGCAACAUUGUUCACCGCAGACCAAGAGAUCAUAAGCUUGACAUCAAUGGCGUUGCCCAUAGUAGGGCUCUGUGAAUUGGGCAAUUGCCCACAAACGACCGGGUGCGGCGUCUUGAGAGGAAGCGCGAGACCGGUGCUCGGCGCCAACAUAAAUCUGGGGUCCUUCUAUUUUGUGGGGAUGCCUGUGGCAUUAGGGUUAGGGUUUUAUUUUGGGCUGGGGUUGAAGGGGUUGUGGUUGGGGUUGCUCUGUGCACAGGCUUGUUGUGCAGGGUUGAUGAUGUGUGCUUUGUGGAACACUGACUGGGAAAUGGAGGCUGAAAAAGCUAGGGUUUUGACAGGAGGAGCAGAGCAGCAGCCAGAGUUGCAGAAGAAAGGUGGCCAUGAAAGUUGCUUGUGUAAAGAAGAUGCAGACUCAGAGCCUCUGCUUUCAACUCAGUGUUAGAGAGAGAGAAAGAAGGGGAGUUUGAGAUUGUAUUGAUUAUUCUUUAGUUUUGUGGUUUUGUUCUUCUGUUGAUUUUUAGUGGAAAGGAGAAAAGGGGGGUUGGGGAUUAUGGAUUUUGAUGUUAAUAUAUGAUUUUGAUUUGGGAUUUUUGUUUAUUGAUUUUUCUCUUUCUUGUUUGUUGAUGGGUGAUGAGAAGGAAAGUGGAGAGAGUAAAUGUGAUGAAAUGGGGUGGCUGGGUCUUUUCUGUAAAUAGGAAAAGGUGGUGUCUUUUAUUGCAUUUCCCCUAGAGAGAGAGAGAGAGAGAGAGCAUUUUGGACUGAAUAUUGGUCUGAGUACUUUAUGAAGUAAGUAUCUGUUGCAAUUCUUCUGUUGUACUUCUCUGUAUUGGAAAUGCAAUUUGGAUUUUGGGAAGAGCA